This is a messenger RNA of Pan troglodytes (chimpanzee), 3584 nucleotides long. It is a transcript of the gene DALRD3, whose product is annotated as DALR anticodon binding domain containing 3. Lineage: Eukaryota; Metazoa; Chordata; Mammalia; Primates; Hominidae. Gene Ontology annotation, molecular function: tRNA binding; ATP binding; arginine-tRNA ligase activity. The record is from RefSeq and is a predicted model, not a curated record. The transcript has 13 exons. The coding region runs from base 1853 to 3484 and encodes 543 amino acids. Gene Ontology annotation, biological process: tRNA C3-cytosine methylation; arginyl-tRNA aminoacylation.
GGGGCCGGGCCGGGCAGCCCGAGAGGCCGGAAGGUGCUGGGCUGGCAGUCGCCGGCCCUAGGGGGCUGGAUGGUCGAGGGCGCGGGGUCCAAGCUCACCAGGGAAGCUCAACGGGCGGACAGCGCAGCGAGGGUCGCGCUCGGUACAAGCUACGUAGCGCGAGAGCGGUGGCCAUGGCUGACCAACGCGCGGCGAAGUCGUCACCGGCGCCGUUAGUCCCCGGGUUGGGAGGGCCCUGCGGAGCCUGACCCAGCGUGGCUGCAGCGCCCCCUGCGUCCCGGAGGGCACCGCACAGCUCGACCGGCCCAGCAGGCGAGUGUCCUCAGUCUUAGGAGGCCGAGUUCCCUGACCUCCGGCGCAGCUCCAGUGUCAGCACCUGCCGCCCUCCCCGCCCCGGGCCCUUGCCCAUAGUCCCGGGGGAGUGGAACACCUGGCAGCGUGGCCGCCCUCAGGGCGUUGCCUGGGCCGCAGCCGCGGCCUGGCCCCCGGGCUCUCAGCUAUUAAGCCGCGCUCCCGGGGCGGGGCGGCCGCCCACCUGGUCGCGUCCCGAACACCUGGCCAGGCGGUGGGUGCCAGACUUCUAGCCCCUAAUUCCAGCCUCUGGGGCUUCGGGCACCGUGGGCGGGGCAGCCGGCUCAAGUUUCUCCGGCUAGACGCGGAAGCACGCCCCGCCCUAACCGUCACCCGCGCGACCGUUGGCCUCUCCGCAGCGCGCGGAGAGGGGCGUGGCCGAGCGUGGAUUGGCUUCUCGGGUUCUCUAGGGGGCGUGGCCAGGUGGUUUCUCCUUAAAAUGGCUCCAAGUCUGCAGGCAGCCAAAGCAAGCGGAAGGGCAAGCUGUGAUAGUGUUUGGGUGGCUGUUCGGCUGGCCCAGACCAGGCCGAACCGGACCAGACUUGAAGUAGAAGCGCGUGGAGCAUCACCUUGUCCUCGUUCACUCUGCUCGCGUCCUGGGAGUCCCCCGUCCUGAUCCAAGUCAAGGGCCUACUGGCGCGAGAGUCGCUGGCCCCCGCGCGGGGUUUGAGCAUCUCGGCACGCCGGCUCUGUCGUGGCCUCAGGGGAACAUUGUCGCUUUCGCUACCCGCGGGGCCGGGCGAGCGGGAAGCUCGGCACAGUGGGAGCCUGGUGGUGGGUCUCCUGGGGCCGGUCGCAAUGGGUUUCCGGGGGUCCCGCGGCUGCUCUGUGGACCCCUUCGGCCCCUGGUGCUCCGGGCGCUGGCAGCGUCACCGGACAAAGGCCACCGAGCGCGGGGGUGUCCCCGAGGUGGACGCGCGGGUUUACUUCCUCUCCGGCCCCACGGGCGCGCUUCCCUCCUGACGGAUUCCGAAGCCCGCCCCACCACCGUCACCGCACCAGUGGCCCAGGCUUCGUGGGACCAACAGGGCUAAUCCUGCCCCACGGAUCUAAUCCGGAUCGGGACCCGGUCCCAGGGGAGGCCCCCACCUCCCCUUCUAUUGUUCUGUGGCCCAGUGACGAAUAUUCAUCAUGUGUAAAAUGGGAGAAAUGAAAUGUUAUUAAAACAAACAUGUGAGACUUCGAUGAGAAGAGACGGUACCCGGUCUAAGCGCCCACCGGGUCGCGAGGAUCCUUUUCCUGGUUAAGGCCUGGUCACAGCGAAAGAACCCUAGGCCCAGGGAGGGCCCCGAGAUUUCAGAUCCGGGGCCCGGCUGUGCAGGUGGACCACGCGGAAGGGGCGCUGGGGGCGGUAGGUCGAAAGCAGCCGACAGGGCUCCCACUGGCGCACCUGUCCACUUACGGGGACCACCGCCGCACCCCCGCCCCAGCUAGUCGGUCCUUUCCGGAAGUUCCACCUCCCUAAAUUUUUUUCCGGUUCCGCUUACUCCUUCCGGUCACCAUGGCGACCAGGCGCCUUGGGGUGGGGGAGACGCUGGGGGCCCUCAACGCGGCCCUGGGGCCAGGCGGUCCGGUGUGGAUCAAGGAGACGCGCACCCGCCACCUGCGUUCCCGAGACUUUCUGGCACCGCACCGCGCGCUGCAGGCGCGCUUCGAUGACGGCCAGGUUCCGGAGCAUUUGCUCCAUGGCCUCGCCUGCGUGCAGGGCCCCGGUGUGGCCCCGGUGCUGCGCUGCGCGCCGACCCCCGCGGGUCUGUCUCUCCAACUGCAGCGGUCCGCCGUCUUCGAGCGCGUCCUCAGCGCCGUGGCCGCCUAUGCCACGCCCGCCUCGCCUGCCUCGCUGGGCCAGCGCGUCUUACUACACUGCCCAGCACUGCGCAGCUCCCCCUGCGCACUCCGCUUGAGCCAGCUGCGUACGGUGCUCGUGGCCGAUCACCUGGCGCGAGCCCUGCGCGCUCACGGGGUGUGCGUGCGCCUAGUGCCAGCUGUGCGGGAUCCGCACAUGCUGACCUUCCUGCAGCAACUGCGGGUGGACUGGCCCGCUGCCUCGGAGAGAGCUUCCUCCCACACCCUGAGGAGCCACGCCCUUGAAGAACUUACCUCUGCUAAUGACGGGAGGACACUGUCCCCUGGCAUCCUAGGCAGACUGUGUCUGAAGGAGCUGGUGGAAGAACAGGGCCGCACAGCUGGCUAUGACCCCAACCUGGACAACUGUCUGGUGACUGAGGAUCUCCUCUCUGUGCUGGCUGAGCUGCAAGAGGCUCUAUGGCAUUGGCCCGAGGACAGCCACCCAGGCCUGGCUGGGGCCUCAGAUACCGGUACAGGCGGCUGCCUGGUUGUACAUGUUGUUAGCUGUGAGGAGGAGUUCCAGCAACAGAAGUUGGACCUGCUUUGGCAGAAGUUGGUUGACAAGGCUCCACUCAGACAGAAGCACCUGAUCUGUGGCCCUGUGAAAGUAGCUGGUGCACCUGGCACUCUGAUGACUGCCCCUGAGUACUACGAGUUCCGGCAUGCCCAGGUGUGCAAGGCCUCAGCACUGAAGCAUGGUGGGGAUCUGGCACAAGACCCAGCCUGGACAGAGAUCUUUGGUGUUCUCUCUGUGGCCACCAUCAAGUUUGAGAUGCUGAGCACAGCCCCACAGAGUCAGCUCUUCCUGGCUCUGGCUGACAGCAGUAUCUCCACGAAGGGCACAAAGAGUGGCACCUUUGUCAUGUAUAAUUGUGCCCGUCUUGCCACACUCUUUGAGAGUUACAAGUGUAGUAUGGAACAAGGUCUGUACCCCACUUUUCCUCCUGUGAGCAGUCUGGACUUCUCACUGCUACAUGAUGAGGGUGAGUGGUUGUUGCUCUUCAACAGUAUCCUCCCCUUUCCGGAUCUGCUGAGCCGGACAGCAGUGCUGGACUGCACAGCCCCGGGGCUCCACAUUGCUGUACGCACAGAGAUGAUAUGCAAGUUCCUGGUACAGCUCAGCAUGGAUUUCAGCUCCUACUACAACCGGGUACACAUCCUGGGGGAGCCUCGACCACACCUCUUUGGUCAGAUGUUCGUCCGCCUGCAGCUUCUGAGAGCUGUGCGUGAGGUGCUCCAUACUGGCCUGGCUAUGCUGGGUCUCCCUCCACUGAGCCACAUCUAAGGCCACAGAGGCUCCAAUACCUGGGAAUGUUCACAAAGUCAUCAACUGGAAAAAAAGCAAAAACUCACGGCCAAAAUAAAUUGGUACUGUUUGUUACAAA